Linnemannia hyalina is the source of this 1029-nucleotide messenger RNA. NCBI's taxonomy places the organism in Eukaryota, Fungi, Mortierellomycota, Mortierellomycetes, Mortierellales, Mortierellaceae. The record is from the annotation of a GenBank genome assembly.
AUGAUGCCCACCUUUGUCGAUGUUUAUGGCUGGGAAGUCGUCGCCAAGCUCCUCACAGACAUCUACAACGACCUUUCCAUCCCCACCUCCGACAACUCAAACUUCAUCUACAAUCUCCUCCACUUUCAUGCCGGAGCUGACCCCCUUGAGUUUGCCAUCAGAACCUCCCUCCUCUGCGCCUUUAUCUGCUGGUUCCUCACCAUGGCCAACGGCACACACUCUUGGGUUGAUAAGCUGUGGUCGAUUAUUCCAGCCGUGUACGCCAUCCACUAUGCCGUUCGGGAUAUGCUCUACUGGCCACAGGACGUCGCCUUCAAAUACGUCCCUCGCCUCUACAUCGCUGCCUUCUUGAUCUCUGUCUGGGCAAUCCGACUGACUUACAACUUUUACCGCAAAGGAGGCUAUGGAUUCGAUAGCGAGGAUUAUCGCUGGCCCUAUAUUGUUUCCAAGAUCCCCGGCUUCCUCUGGUUCUUCUUCAACAUUGGAUUCACCUGUCUUUUCCAGAACUUGCUCCUGGUCUUUAUUGUCGCCCCUGUUUACUUCAGCUGGAAGGCGGCGCUUAUUGAGAAUACUCCUCUGAACUGGAUCGAUGCCCUCGCGACGCUUUUGUUCAUUGGAGGUUUGGCUUUGGAGACCGUGGCUGAUGGACAGCAGUGGGCGUUCCAGGAGGGCAAGAGGAUUGCGAUUGAAAAGAAGGAGGUUCUCACGGGCGAUAACAAGAGAGGGUUCUUAACCCAGGGCUUGUUCAAGUACUCGCGCCAUCCCAACUAUUUUGGUGAAAUGACCGUCUGGUGGUCCGUCUACCUGUUCUCGGUUGCGGCCGGAUAUCCGACCUAUAACGCUUGGUUCAACCCUGCAAUCGUCGGAGUUGUCGCCCUGACGUUUCUGUUCCAGGUCUCCACCACGUUGACUGAGUACAUCACCUCGGAGAAGUACCCCGCCUACAAGCUGUACAAGAAGUCUACUUCUCGCCUUAUCCCCUUGCCUGCUGGUGUUAGCCUGGACGAGCUCGAGAGAAAGUCGCAAUAA